CGAAAAUUAACAAUCGUAUCCACUUCGAGCCGCGCCUAUCUCACGAACAGCUCAUCCCAGAGAGAAACCAAACGUUCGAAACCCUAGAAAAGCAAUGGCGGAAGCGAAUCCUAGCCGUGGAGGUGGCGGACCAAUGGACGACGACAAAUUGGUCUUCGAGACGAGCGAAGGGAUCGAGCCCAUCACUAAUUUCAACGACAUGGGGAUCAAAGAGGACGUCCUCCGCGGCGUCUACGAGUACGGUUUCGAGAAGCCCUCCGCGAUCCAGCAGAGAGUGGUGAUGCCGAUUCUCCAAGGACGAGAUGUGAUCGCCCAGGCUCAGUCCGGUACCGGAAAGACCUCGAUGAUAGCUCUCUCCGUCUGCCAAAUCGUUGACACUUCGUCUAGAGAAGUUCAGGCGUUGAUAUUGUCUCCAACGACGGACCUGGCUUCGCAGACGGAGAAGACUAUUCAAGCUAUUGGGUUACAUGCUAAUAUCCAGGCGCAUGCGUGUAUUGUUGUUUAAAUCAUAUCUUAAAAUUUCACUCUUCAGAUCUAAACCAUACAUCUAGAUUAGUUAAACUUAUAGAUAGAAAUGGUUUUUAUGUUUCAACUAUAUUUAUGAUAAAAAAUUAGUGUGUUCUUGAAGUUUUGUAGACUUUAACCUGACAAUGAUUAAGGAAAUGUCUGGUUCAAAUGCA
Raphanus sativus (radish) is the source of this 680-nucleotide messenger RNA. Its product is annotated as eukaryotic initiation factor 4A-III homolog. The coding region runs from base 95 to 505 and encodes 136 amino acids. The transcript has 2 exons. NCBI's taxonomy places the organism in Eukaryota, Viridiplantae, Streptophyta, Magnoliopsida, Brassicales, Brassicaceae. Gene Ontology annotation, molecular function: RNA helicase activity; translation initiation factor activity; ATP binding. Gene Ontology annotation, cellular component: cytoplasmic stress granule. The record is from RefSeq and is a predicted model, not a curated record. Gene Ontology annotation, biological process: cytoplasmic translational initiation.